Molecule: messenger RNA, 2069 nt
Organism: Aspergillus calidoustus
Lineage: Eukaryota; Fungi; Ascomycota; Eurotiomycetes; Eurotiales; Aspergillaceae
Source: the annotation of a GenBank genome assembly
GAACAAACCCCACAAAGCCUCACGAUCGCGAGGGAACCUCUUCAGCUUCAACAUCCUUCUUCCUAUCAGUGUAUCGAACUUUGUUAUAUCCUGCAUCCUCAAGACGCGACGUACAGUAUUCGAGUCGCCGCUCUGCUGUCGAUUGUUCUACAGUUCCCGUUCUAGAUUUGUACCAUCUACGACCAUUGAGCUGGUGUGCAAUAUGGAGCCAACAGCAGCUGAUCUUUCGAAGCUAUAUGCACUUCUUCUUGAUACCGUUUGCCAUGGAACUCUUGACGAUCUAAAGUCAAUCUUGGCAGCCACGCCAAGGAGCGUGGUCGCCCAGCUCAACUACGGUGGCGAGACGCGCACUGCGAUUCUUAACAGCGCCAUAGUGCGGCGGUACUACCAGCUACACGAUAAGCUCGACUACGACAACACAGUCGAGGUUCCAGCAGGCCGCGAUCUAGCCCGCCGCAAGCAGUUUUAUGACGCAGUGAAACUCCUGUUGGAUCACGGCUUUAGUCCUGACGAUAUAGGGCCCGGCGAGGAUGAUUAUGGGCCGUGCACGAUAAGUCCCGUGCAACUGGCCGCAGAAACGGAUGAUUCGGAGAUCUUGCAGUUGCUCCUGGACGCUGGGGCGGAUCCGAAAAGUCACUAUAGCGAUAGCACUGGCCCUUCGUCGCCAUCCGAUGUUUCCGGACCACCGCUGCAAUCGGCCGCGGCGAAUGGAAGCCUCGCUGCACUAGAAUGUCUCAUCAAUUGGUCGAAAAAACAUCCUGAUAGUUUUCAACUCUCGGAGGGCGAUAAAGCGGAUGCCCUGCUCGCGUCUGCGUAUUAUAUCUUCCCGGGCGCAUUGCAAGUCCUGCUAUCAUCGUUUCCUUUCUCAAAGGAUACAUUGAGCAAGGCAUUGAGUGUCGCAGUGGCGUCCAGCAUCAUAGAUACCGAGUUCUCAUCUAGGUUUCCCGUUGUGCAUCCGGGGGAAGAUGAUAUAUGGCAGGCGCAAAUCAAGACUGCGCAAAAGCUAUUAAAUGCGGGUGCAGACGCAAAUCACAUUACCGAUCGGGGACACAGAUUGCUCAAUACAGCAACACGUACAGCAAAAGGCCCUGACAUCGUUCGCCUGUUGAUAGACCACGGCGCACGUGUUGAACAAGCCGUUGAGGAACCUUCCCUCUCAGCCCUCCGGAAGGGGAACACCGACCUGGUCAGGACGUUCCUGGACCUGGAUCUCAUCCCCUCACAGUUUAGUAUCGAUGGAGUAUCCUGCACGCCUCUCCACAUUGCCGCAGUCCACGCGCCGGUCGACACCCUCAAGCUCCUAGUCUCCGCGGAGCUCGACCCCUCAGCUAGAGACGCAAACGGAUGGACCGUCUUCCACUACGCAUGCAAAGAGUGCCGCGUCGAGAACUUGAGAUACCUCCUCAGCCUGAACCUUGACGCUAUUCAUCAGCUAACCCCCGACGGCUGGACCCUACUCACUAUCGGGUACAAAACAGACGCAAGGUAUUACGAUGAGGGUGCGGGGUACCUGGUCGAACAAGGGGCCGACGUCAACACUCCUAUCCCGGAGACACCGAAAUACACCCCUGUGCAUAUCGCCGCGAAAGAGGGUUACUGGGAUUUGCUCGAACUCCUUCUUGAACGGGGAGCCCUGAUAACACAAGCGGAGGGGACUGGCGAGAGUCCGCUUCAUUUUAUGGUCUGGGACGACGAGGUUCACAGUGGGACGAAGACUUUGCUGAAGCACGGUGCUGAUAUCAAUGCGCAGGAUAGCGAAGGGAGCACGCUGCUACAUAAGCUCUUCAAGGUGGACCCGCGCAGGUAUUACAAAGACAUUGUUCAGUUUUUGCUUGAAUCUGGGGCAGACCUUUCCAUCAGGGAUAAACAGGGGAAGACGCCCAAGGACUGGAAUGAUGAGCUGCCUGAAUGUCGGCGUUGGAGGGGCUCAGACUGGCCUGGGGUGCAAUUAUAGUUUUUAUGUUGGUUUACGACAUAUUUAUUGUGGCCAAUCUACGGAUAUCCAUACGUUUGGAUCUAACCAAGCGGCUCUCCACGUACUUCAUGCAACACUCCAAAGACUGGAAGUU